AAUAGUUAAAAAAAGUAUACAAUAUAUGAGCCUCACCUCACCCCACCCAUAAGCAGUCUCCACUACAGUAGCCUGCCCAUAUCCAUUUUCUUGGUUGGAUUCUUGACCGGGAAUUGGAUCAGAAAUGGAGUUUCAGGACAACAACAAAUCUCAUGAAGCUGAGAAGCCGGAGGAGAUGAAGAUCAAGGAAUAUGAUAAGAGGAAAAAAAAACUUGGAGGCAUGAAGGCAAUUCCAUUCAUCCUUGUAACUGAAGUAUGCGACAGAUUUUCUACCAUUGGUUUUCAUGCCAACAUGAUAACAUACCUUACUCAGCAGCUGAACUUGCCUCUUGUAAAGGCUUCUAAUAUUGUCUCCAACUUCAACGGAACUGCCAGCUUAACACCCUUGAUCGGUGCUUUAAUUGCCGACUCAUUUGCUGGCCGAUUCUGGACCAUCAUCGUUGGUUCCAUCAUCUAUGAACUGGGAUUGAUUAGCAUCACCACAACAGCACUACUGAAAUCACUGCAUCCUCCACCUUGUCCAUCACUAGUGGACUGCAAAGAGGCUUCAAGUUUCCAACUAAGCACCCUCUACUUGUCUCUAUUCCUCUUAGCUAUUGGCUUGGGUGGCACCAGGCCUUGUGUCAUGACCUAUGCUGCAGACCAAUUGGACAUGAGCAAAUCAGGUGUCGAGUCUCGAAGCUGGAACUUUUUCAAUUGGUACUACUUUAGCUUGGGAUUAGCAAGAUUAGCUGCAGUGACUAUUGUGGUCUACAUACAAGAUAAUGUGAGCUGGGGCUGGGGUCUUGGAAUACCAACUAUUGCCAUGGCUGUAGCUUUCAUGGUCUUUCUAUCCGGUUCUCCACUUUAUAAGAAAGUGAAACCAGGAGGAAGCCCAUUGGUCAGAGUAAUUCAAGUGAUUGUUGCUGCUAUAAGGAAGAGAAAAGCUGUGGCGCCAGAAGAUCCAAGUCUCUUGUACCAAAACCAAGAACUUGAUGCUGCUAUAUCUGUCCAUGGAAGGCUUUUACACACCACUCAGUUCAAGUGGCUUGAUAAAGCAGCAGUAGAGAAGUAUGGUGAGGCAACAGAUUCCAGUACACCAAAUCUGUGGAAGCUAGCUACCGUGCAUCGAGUAGAGGAGCUAAAAUCCUUCCUCAGAUUGCUUCCAGUUUGGGCAGCAGGGAUUUUACUUGUCACUGCAAAUUCACAUAGUGGCAGCUUCAAUACACAACAGGCUCGCACCAUGGAUCGUCGUCUGUCGAAUUCCUUCCAAAUUCCUCCUGCUAGUAUGUCCUUCUUUGGCAUCAUGACCGUGAUCAUAGGGCUUGUUCUUUACGAACGCCUCUUCGUGCCCUUUGUGCGUAGAUUCACAAGAAAUUCUGCAGGCAUCACAUACCUACAAAGAAUGGGCAUAGGCCUACUCUUCAACAUUCUCUUUUCUGUUGUUGCUGCAUUGGUUGAGAAAAAGAGAAGAACAGUGGCAGAAAAUCAUAACUUAGUGGAUAACCCUAAAGCCACCGUUCCUAUAAGUGUGUUCUGGCUUGUUCCUCAGCUUUCCCUCCAUGGAAUGUCAGAAGUCUUCAUGGCUGUUGGACAGUUAGAAUUUCUAUAUGAUCAAUCACCAGAAAGCAUGAGAAGUAUUGCCUUGGGAUUGUUUUGGAUAGCAAGUUCUGUUGGAGAUUACUUGGGCACAUUGAUGGUGUCACUGAUUCAUGAGUACACAGGACACAAGAACAAUUGGUUACCUGACAGGAACCUGAACAUAGGAAAGUUGGACUAUUAUUAUUGGCUUGUAACUGGGAUCCAAGCUAUAAAUUUUGUGUAUUUUGUGAUUUGUGCUUGGUGUUACACUUACAAGCCCUUGGACGAGGUCAUGGAAGAAGAUUCAGUCUAGUGGUGUUGAUGAAGUUAGUAAAUUUUAGUUGUAAUGGAUUAAUGUAAUUUAAACCGCCUUCAUUCACCAUGUUUUGAGGAUAAGGAAAACAUUUUCCAAUUAAAUAAAUAAGUAUUUAUUAUUAUAA
Messenger RNA from Populus nigra (black poplar), 2000 nucleotides. Its product is annotated as protein NRT1/ PTR FAMILY 3.1-like. The coding region runs from base 125 to 1873 and encodes 582 amino acids. Gene Ontology annotation, biological process: transmembrane transport. The record is from RefSeq and is a predicted model, not a curated record. The transcript is spliced from 4 exons. NCBI's taxonomy places the organism in Eukaryota, Viridiplantae, Streptophyta, Magnoliopsida, Malpighiales, Salicaceae. Gene Ontology annotation, molecular function: transmembrane transporter activity. Gene Ontology annotation, cellular component: plasma membrane.